GUCUCUUCUGAAGAAGCAGCAGGACGUUAAACUGUCGCUGUGAAUCACUUGCGACAGACGUUAUUGUCUGAGCCCGAAAUAAUUUAUCUUUCGCAAGAUCGAUAAGGAUCUUUUAACGCAUUUUUGUUUAUUUUUUUUGUAAAUCCAUAAUUUUUACAUUUCUUGAAAAACAAUAUAAAUCGCACGAUAUUAUUGAGAAAAAAAAGACAAGAUAUUAUACAAUAUGUUAUCGUUCUAAUUUUUAUGAUAUUUGCAAUAUAUAUGAUUUUAAAUUUCAAUAAUUGAAAUAAAAGAAAGAAUAUCUUUUGAUAUUUUAUUUAUUAAAAAUCGCAGAAACUUCGUGAAAUUGGAAUAUCAUGUGUCAGUCUCGCAGCUAUGCAUUCGUCGUCUAUUUGAUUUUAAGACAUAGAAUUCGUUCUGCAGGUUGCUCUGGAAAAUUCACGAAAGUCAUAUGCAUACACUAACGAACCUCACAUAUGAAUGCACACAUUAAAAAAUAUUUCCAGUGUUUCUCAAUCAUAUAUGAUACAAACUUUCGCUUUAAUUUUAAUCAAAUAGCAAUCAAGGAAUGAAAAUAUUUCUAUAUAUAUAUAUAAUGAAAAUUUUUAUUGAAUUUUCAUUGAAAUGUUCAUGAAAUAACUUUUGUGAAAAUAAUGAAUCGUAAGUGCAAAUGUAAUUACACGUAUGCGCGAAUUUGCGGAAUUAGGCGUGACGAUGAUCAGUAUAACAACUAUGAUAUAUAUGUGAUAGUAAUUUCGUGACAAUAAUUUAACUAGAAGUUUCUUUUAGGUUCGUUAAUUCUGCUUGUGAAAAUAGAAUUUCCUAUUUGACAAGAGUGGGCUGACUCUUGUACAAAAACUGCCAGCAAGGAUCAAGCAAUCGUCAUAUGUUUUCUUGAGUGCGCUUCAAUUAGUUGAUUUACUAACUCUACGGAUAAUCAUGAAAAAUUCGUUUAAUGUUAUUACGUUGUUAUUAUGUUUUUUUCAUUUUUCUAUCUCGAAAGAGAACAUUAAUGGAAAAGUAAAAAGUUCAAGGACUCACAGUAAUAGUAAAUUUGGAAAAUAUCCAAGUGGUGGAUUGAUCUCUUUCGAUUCGGAUCAAGAAAAACUCAGUAUUGAUUGGACAGUAACUAUUCCCUUUAUUUCGAUACCUUUUGAACAUAAAAUAAGGGAGAACGAUGAAAUUCCACCAUUGCUCAAUGUUAACGCGAAAUCUGUUGGAAUCGUUGGAUUAAUAACCACUUUGUUUAGCGUAGUUUCUCCAUUAUUCUCAAAACCGCAUCCAGAAUUCAAUUACCGAUCAAUGGAUAAUGGCCAAUGGUUAGAAAUGGGAAACACUAUCAACGAAAUGAUUUUUGGCAACAAUUACGUGGCUCCAUGUAUGCAACGCAUUGUUUGUUCGAUCGUUUCAGUAGCUACGCAUUCAGAAAAUCCAACGAGUGCGGACAAAAUAAUUGAUGGAUUAUCAAGUCAUAAUUGGUUCAAAGACAUCACAAAUGGUACAAUCAUUCAAGAUGCUGUGAUUACCGGACGGAAAGGAAAUCAUGAUUGUGCUUAUGCUUAUAAGGAGUGUUUAAUAACACCAAAGUUUCUAAAAACUAUCAUGAACGAAUUUGGAAUAGUAUAACGAUAGAUUUUUUACUCCUCUAGCUUAUAAUAUAAGGAAAUAUGUUAUUAUUUUAACUCACUCACUAUGAAAUAUCUUCGCGUGCACUGCUGCGUGAUACAGCCAUAAUCACCAUUAUUUUGAAACUUUCACUUUUUGUUAAAUUAUCGUAUGCUUAACGAUGCUUCUGUGACAAAUUAACGUAUUUUCGUGGUAUGUUGUUUUUUGCAAUUAUUAUAGUAUAAAAAAAUAUUGCUGCGCGUCAUAGAAUUGUCAUCGUAUUAUUUGAAUUAGAACGCGAAUACAAAAAUAGAUAUUCAUUUUAUACUAUUUAUGUAUUAUAGCGAACUACGAGUUACCGAUUAUUAUACUUUCAUUUCGAGAUAUUUUACUAUAGUUAGUAACUAUAGUUACUAAUUAUAGC
Apis cerana (Asiatic honeybee) is the source of this 2029-nucleotide messenger RNA. RefSeq lists its product as uncharacterized. The record is from RefSeq and is a predicted model, not a curated record. NCBI's taxonomy places the organism in Eukaryota, Metazoa, Arthropoda, Insecta, Hymenoptera, Apidae.